Punica granatum (pomegranate) is the source of this 3401-nucleotide messenger RNA. Lineage: Eukaryota; Viridiplantae; Streptophyta; Magnoliopsida; Myrtales; Lythraceae. The record is from RefSeq and is a predicted model, not a curated record.
AAACCCUAAACCCUAAACCCCCCCUCUCUCUCUCUCUCUCACUCUUUCUCUGUGCUGUGAGCAGAAAUGGCCAUGGCGUCAAUGGCCACAAGGGCCAGAAACCCUCUCCGCUCCUCAUUUCGCCGCUUACUGACGAGGCGGUCCCUCAACUCUCACGCAGUCUGGUGCGGCCGCCUCGGCUUCGCUUCCUUCUCCUCCUCCUCCGUCCUCUCCGACCCGGCGCCGGAGCCCUCGCCAGUCUCCGCAGGGACCAAGGUCCUCGAGACCUUCAGAGAGGAGUUCGAGAUUGGCUCGCGCUUGAUCACGCUUGAAACUGGGAAAAUUGCGCGGUUUGCCAAUGGAGCUGUGGUCUUGGGGAUGGAUGAGACGAAGGUCCUGUCUACUGUCGCGUCGUCUAAGGGAGACGCUGUGCGGGAUUUUUUGCCGCUCACUGUCGACUACCAAGAGAAGCAGUUUGCGCAAGGUUUAAUCCCAAGCACAUUCAUGCGCCGGGAGGGUGCUCCCAAGGAGCGGGAACUUUUAUGUGGCCGACUGAUUGAUAGACCAAUCCGUCCUCUAUUUCCUGCAGGGUUUUAUCACGAAGUGCAGGUAACGGCGAGCGUCCUAUCUUCCGAUGGGAAUCAAGAUCCAGAUGUAAUGGCAGCUAAUGCGACAUCUGCCGCUCUCAUGUUAUCAGACAUUCCGUGGGGUGGACCCAUUGGCGUGAUUCGUAUCGGGAGGAUUUGUGGGAAAUUUAUCAUUAAUCCGACAAUGGAUGAGCUCAGUUUAAGUGACCUCAACUUAGUAUAUGCCUGCACAAAGGACAAAACUUUGAUGAUAGAUGUGCAAGCACGUGAGAUCUCAGAGAAAGAUCUUGAGGCUGGGUUGAGGCUGGCUCAUCCUGAGGCCGUCAAAUAUCUUGAACCUCAAGUUAGAUUGGCCGCCAAGGCUGGUAAACAUAAGAAGGAAUAUAAGCUGUCCAUGGUCUCAAACAGAACGUUGGAGAAAGUUAGAGACUUAGCUGCAGCACCUAUUGGAGCUGUUUUUACUGAUCCUUCAUAUGGCAAGUUUGAACGUGGGGAGGCCUUAGAGAAUAUAGCGCAAGAUGUAAAGAGAGCUCUUGAGGAGGAAGGUGAUGAUGAAAGCCUAAAAGUGUUGCCCAAGGCAGUAGACACUGUGAGGAAACAGAUUGUACGCAAAAGGGUUAUUGAAGAAGGAUCCAGAGUUGACGGGAGACGCCUUGAUGAAGUCAGGCCGGUUUACUGUGAAGCUGGCAAUUUUCCUGUAUUGCAUGGAUCUUCGCUAUUCUCUCGAGGAGAUACUCAGGUUCUAUGUACUGUGACACUUGGGGCUCCUGGAGAUGCUCAACGGUUGGAUUCACUCGUCGGGCCCCCAACAAAGCGCUUCAUGCUUCAUUAUAGCUUUCCCCCGUUCUCAAUAAAUGAAGUUGGCAAGCGAGUUGGCUUAAAUAGGCGUGAAGUUGGUCAUGGCACCCUAGCAGAAAAAGCUCUUCUUGCUGUUUUACCUCCUGAAGAAGAUUUCCCCUACACAGUUCGUGUAAAUUCAGAAGUGAUGGCUUCUGAUGGUUCAACAUCUAUGGCAACUGUCUGUGGAGGAAGCAUGGCUCUCAUGGAUGCUGGCAUUCCAUUACGAGAACAUGUAGCUGGCGUUUCAGUUGGUCUUGUUAGUCAAGUCGAUCCAGUAACUGGCGAAAUCAAGGAUUAUCGGAUACUGACUGAUAUACUGGGCUUAGAGGAUCAUCUUGGGGAUAUGGACUUUAAAAUUGCUGGCACUAGGAAAGGGGUCACUGCAAUUCAGCUUGACAUAAAGCCAGCUGGAAUCCCUUUAGACAUUAUUUGCGAGAGCCUGGAACCUGCAUAUAAAGGACGUCUUCAGAUACUUGACCACAUGGAGCGAGAAAUAAAUGUCCCACGUACUCAAGAUGAUACGAACGCUCCUCGAUUAGCUACAAUGAAGUUCAGUAAUGAUGCCAUCCGUCGCUUGAUUGGGCCUCUAGGUGUUCUUAAGAGGAAAAUUGAGGAAGAAACAGGUGCACGAAUGUCGGUGAGUGAUGGAACACUGACUAUAGUGGCCAAGAAUCAAUCUGUAAUGGAUAAAGUACAAGAAAAGAUUGAUUUUAUAGUUGGCCGCGAGAUUGAAGUUGGUGGGAUCUAUAAAGGCGUUGUUACAUCAGUCAAGGAAUAUGGAGCUUUUGUGGAGUUUAAUGGUGGGCAGCAAGGCCUUCUCCACAUUUCUGAAUUAUCUCAUGAACCGGUAUCCCGAGUUACAGAUGUAGUAUCUGUUGGUCAGCAUCUUACUGUAAUGUGCAUUAGCCAAGAUGUUCGGGGGAACAUCAAACUUUCCCUAAAAGCGACUCUACCACAACGGAAGUCGAGCUUACAGAAUGCGGUUGAGCAAUCUCGUCCCCUAGUGAAAGAGGCAUCUAAUAUCUGGGCAUCAAUUGAAGAUAAACCUAAUGAUAACAAGGAAAAUAAUUCCCAGCUGGAGAGCUCCCCAUCGAUCGAACCUAAUACUUCUGUAUCCUCUAUACCUUCAAUCCUAAUCAGAAGUGCCGCUGAAUGUGAUGAAGCAGAUAAAUAUGCAGAAACUCCAAAGAGUUCUUCAAAACUGAUCAACAAGUCCAGUAAUUCCAGGAAGAGGAAAAAUCAGUUCGAGCAUGAUUCCACUGGAAGCGAUGUAGAAAAAACUGAGGAGGAGGAUCUUCUUACUGCGAAGAACUUGAAGUUGGGGACAAAGGUGGCUGCGAAGGUCCAUCAAGUUCGUGCGAGAGGACUAGUCCUUGAUUUGGGUAAUGGACUCCGUGGAAUGUACAGAUUCGAGACGACCAAGAAUGCAGAAUUUGAGGUAGGUGAUGAGAUGGUGGUCGAGUGCAUGAGCUUCUCUGCGAAGGGAGUCCCUGUCAUGUCCCGCGUGAAGGAUGAAUAGAUAGCUAUUUAUCUUGAAGCCCAUGGACUAACAAUACGGCAAGCAAAUUCUGCCUGAUUGUCAGAAGCCACGAUUUAACUAAUGUCUCGUCCACCAUGCUAUGGCUUCUACACUCGUUCAGGUGAAGUAAUCUAUCCUAUGCUCGAGAAUUGCUAUGGCUUCUACACUCGUUCAGGUGAAGUAAUCUAUCCUAUGCUCGAGAAUUACGAGUGCUCAUGGAGUUGACACAACUCUUGCCGAAGAUUACGAUGGAGCUUGAGGAGCAAGACAUAUGUGUAAACUAAUUCGAUAAUUGGUAUGAUAGUAUGAACUAUCAUACCUUGGAGUUGCAUGAAGCUGUUGAGUUACUUGGUGACUCGUAAAUUUUGUUACUCAGGUAGAUUUUUUUCCUUUUUUUUUGGUGCCAUGUAUUUAUCGGAACUGUGAUUACUUAUAGUAGAGAAUUCGACGACCGGACACGGGAAAUUUUUUUUUUU